GCUGAGCAUUCUGGGUAGGGCACUUUGAAGCCAGCCAUAUUGCUUCAUCGUCCUGACCCAAGGCAAGAGGGGAGAUGAAGGGGAUUCGGGGAAUCAGUCAGCUAUCGAAACGCUUCUAUACGGCUGCCAGAAAAGACCAGUCCCUUGCUCAGCCCCUGGCUGGCCUCAGCCUCUCUCCCAGGGUUGGCCAUUCCUACCAGGAUGUCCACGUGACCAGGCUGCCCAGUGGCCUGGUUAUCGCUUCACUGGAGAAUUAUUCUCCAGCCUCCAAAAUUGGAGUGUUCAUCAAGGCUGGGUGUCGCUAUGAAACCCCUGAAAACCAGGGUGUCACCCACCUCCUCCGGCUGGCCUCCGGUCUGACAACCAAGGGAGCUUCAGCUUUCAAGAUAUGCCGUGGUAUUGAGGCAGUGGGAGGCAGUCUUAGCGUGACUUCAUCCAGAGAGAAUAUGACCUACACCGUUGACUGCUUAAGAGAUGACGUUGACACAGUGAUGGAGUAUUUGAUCAAUGUGACAACAGCCCCCGAAUUCCGUCCAUGGGAGGUGUCAGACCUCACCCCAAAAGUAAAGGUGGACAAGGCACAAGCUGCACAGAGCACCCAGAUAGGUGUGGUUGAAGGUCUGCAUGAAGCUGCCUACAAGAACGCCCUGUGUAACUCCUUGUACUGCCCAGACCACAUGAUCAACCACAUCCACUCUGAGCAUCUGCACCACUUUGUCCAGAACAAUUUCACCAGUGCAAGAAUGGCCCUUGUUGGACUUGGUGUUGACCACACUGUGCUGAAGCAAGUGGGAGAGCAGUUCCUCAACAUCCGCAGUGGAGCCGGCACCACGGGGGCUAAGGCACAGUAUCGUGGAGGUGAGAUUCGCCUGCCCAGCGCCAGCAGUCUGGUCCAUUCAGCCGUGGUGAGCCAGUCAGCAGCAGCAGGCACCAGUGAGGCUCUGGCCUUCAGUGUGCUGCAGCAUUUACUGGGAGCUGGGCCGCACGUCAAGAGAGGAGCAGGCGUCGCCAGUAAACUGGUCCAGGGUGUUUCCAAGGCAACAGCAGACCCCUUUGAUGUCACUGCUUUCAAUACAAGCUACUCUGACUCUGGUCUGUUUGGGGUCUACACCAUCUCUCAGGCAGCAGCUGCCGGUGAUGUGAUCAAGGCUGCUCUUGCCCAGGUGAAGGCUGUUGCUGACGGUGGAGUCACAGCUGCUGACCUCACUCGAGCAAAGGCUCAGCUUAAGUGCCACUACCUGAUGUCUCUGGAAACCUCAGAGGGUUUGCUGGAAGCCAUGGGCAGUCAGGCUCUGACUGAUGCAUCCUACCAAUCCCCUGAAGAAAUCUCCAAAAAAAUUGACAACAUUUCCUUGACUGAUGUUGCUAAUGCUGCCAAAACAUUCGUAUCUGGAAAGAAGACCAUGGCAUCCAGUGGCAAUCUUGUAAAAACACCCUUCGUGGAUGAGAUCUAAAUCCCACCCUCAUCACCACACACUCAACCGUGGUUGACAGCAAAGCAGAAUUUUGUUUCUUCUACAUUUGAACAACAAAAAAAGGAUUAUUUUACAAUGGUGUUCUCCUCAGACAUUUGUUGUAACAACACUGGGUAUUUAUAGGUGUUGAAACAGUAUACUUUCAGGUGAUGCUGCUCUGGUGCAUCACACUCAUGUGUCCACAUUAACUGUAUAGCUGAUGUAAAAUAAGGAAUAAAUUCUAUCUACCACAUGGAGUUUAAGGUCAUUGGUGUCUUGAAUAAAAGUUUGAGUUGGUGGAA
Molecule: messenger RNA, 1756 nt
Organism: Pelmatolapia mariae (spotted tilapia)
Lineage: Eukaryota; Metazoa; Chordata; Actinopteri; Cichliformes; Cichlidae
Product: cytochrome b-c1 complex subunit 2, mitochondrial-like
Exons: 14
Coding region: 75-1454 (459 amino acids)
Cellular component (GO): mitochondrion
Molecular function (GO): metal ion binding
Source: RefSeq, a predicted model, not a curated record